Messenger RNA from Eimeria tenella, 1140 nucleotides. RefSeq names its product Transporter, major facilitator family, related. Gene Ontology annotation, biological process: transmembrane transport. The record is from RefSeq and is a predicted model, not a curated record. The coding region runs from base 1 to 1140 and encodes 379 amino acids. Lineage: Eukaryota; Apicomplexa; Conoidasida; Eucoccidiorida; Eimeriidae. Gene Ontology annotation, molecular function: transporter activity. The transcript is spliced from 2 exons. Gene Ontology annotation, cellular component: membrane.
AUGCUGGGGGCGCUGCCGUACGUGGGCCUCACGCUGGCCUCGCCCUUCGCCGGCCGCGUCUUCGCGCAGUGGUCUUCGAAGCGGGUGGUUGGGGUGUCUGUGCUGCUGAACGCGUUGGCCACUUUGCUGCUGGUGCUGACGGCGCUGCUGCAGCGGGAGCCCAGCAGCAGCAGCAGCAGCAGCAGCGGCAGCGGCGGCGGGGUGCUGGGCGCGGCUGCUGCGGGCGCGGCGGAGCUGGCGGGGGCCGCGGGCGGCGCGGACGGCGGGGCGGCGGCGGACGCAGCAGCAGCAGCAGCAGCAGCAGCAGCAGCAGCAGCAGGAGGCGCAGCAGGCUCGUUUUUUCGGCUGGCGGACUUCUCUUUCGGAGACCUAACUGCUUCCGCGCUGCUGCUGCUCGCCAGCCGCCUCCUUGUCGGCCUAACUCAAUCUUUUUUUGUCAUUUAUGCUCCCGUUUGGGUCGACGAAUUCGCCCCCCCCAAAAAGGCCACUCUCUGGAUGGGGCUCAUCCAGGGCGCCGCGGUCGUCGGGGUCACUGUGGGCUAUCUGACUGCGGGAAUUCUCUCUGUCUAUUUGGGCUUCAGCUGGAGAGCAGCAAUUUGUGUUCAAGUUUCAUUUCUUUUUCUUUUAGCAGCUUUAGUUUUUGCUUUUCCUAAACACUACGUCGACACUCCCUGGGGCCCCGGGGCCCUGGGGGCCCCUGCAUGCGCCGCGGAGGCCAAAGUUGCUGCAGCAAAGGAGCCAGAGGCGACGGACUGCGGGGCGCUGCAGCAGCAGCAGCAGCAGCGGCAGCAGCUGCGGGAUGCGCCUCUGGCGGCGGACUUCGGGGUGGAGCUGGGAGUUAUGGGCAGCCCCGGGAGCCGCUGCAGCGCGCCUCUGCAAGGCCUGCAGCCGCCGCAGCAGCAGCUGCAGCAGCAGCUGCAGCAGCAGCAGCAGCAGCUGCAUGCAGAGGAAGACAAGGACUCUCCGCUGGCGAACUCCCCAGCAGCAGCAACUCACAGAAGAAGAUCAGCAGAACCCUUAACCCCCACAACUUACAGCCCCGUCACAGGCGAGGGGGGCCCCCCUGAGGGGCCCCCCUCUGGUGGCAGCAGCGCAGCACAAAUGAGCCAGAAGCGAGCUGCGCUGCAUCUUUUGAUGUAA